This is a messenger RNA of Neofelis nebulosa (Clouded leopard), 8339 nucleotides long. RefSeq names its product zinc finger protein 660. NCBI's taxonomy places the organism in Eukaryota, Metazoa, Chordata, Mammalia, Carnivora, Felidae. The record is from RefSeq and is a predicted model, not a curated record. Gene Ontology annotation, molecular function: DNA-binding transcription repressor activity, RNA polymerase II-specific; RNA polymerase II cis-regulatory region sequence-specific DNA binding. Bases 1751 to 3217 code for a protein of 488 amino acids. The transcript is spliced from 2 exons. Gene Ontology annotation, biological process: negative regulation of transcription by RNA polymerase II.
AUUCUGUUCCCCAGUAACGUAGUCUGCAUUCUAUACGUUUUCUUUGCUAUGUGCUUCUUUUUCGAGUUUUUAUUGCAGAAAGCUGCAAACGUAAGACAAAGUACAGAGAACAGUGUAAUGAACUGUCACGCACCCAUCACUCAGCUUUCGAAUUAUAAGCAGUGUCUUUAUUUCAUUUUUAAUUGAGCUAGGUGGUUUGGUUAGAAUUUGUAGUUGUAAGGAUAGGGAACCACUCAUGUUAUUGUAAGUCCUGAGUUGUGUUACUUCAGUAAGGCUGAAGGAAUGGAAACCCUGAUCAAACCUGCCAGCUAGACCAUCCUUUGGGAAAUGGGGCCCAUGGAAACUGGGCCCUGACCCAGAGCAGCACAGGGUCCUCAGCAACAACAGCAAAUAAUUUUUAUGCCAGGGAAGGUAGUAGUUGCUCCCUGCUUACCUGUUUUCUCCUUCCACGGCUACCUGUUUUCUUCACUGCGAACCUUUUGUCCUCUCGUGGCAUCUUCUUGAUUAGACUUUCUGUUCCCUCAUAAUUUUUGCAUGCCGUGGCUCCUAAUGGCUUGGCUUCUCUCCUUGCCUCAUUUCAGCUUAGAGCUCCUACUUGUUUUUAUUUUCUUUAUUUUGCCCCAUUUCCAGUUGCAGAUUUACUUAGAGAGGGACUCCAAGGGUGGUUCAGCCAUUAAGUAUCAUCUCUACUUGGGCAAACUUUGCUCCUGGCCACAGCAGAGGCUGAUGUGUAAGGUACGGAGAAGCUACCCUUGGGCCUGGUGCCCUGGUCAGUCGUGGUCUGAGAUGUAAUGAGACCAGUUGUCAUGAGGCACAAAGCAUGGCUGCCUCAGCUUCCCCUUCAGGAACGACAGAGGCGGGACAGCUUCCUGGAGGGGGAUGUUUUGGGGGCAGGUUCUCUGGAUGGCAAGUCUAGGACAGUAGCCAAAUCUGAAGAGGGUGGGUGGGCUUAGGAGCCAAGGAGCCCGAUAUCUAUAACUUUCCAUGUGCUAAAAUGCCAUGAUGGGUUGUGGCCCUGCUUAAGAUGUGAUUAAAAGGAACCAACGUUUUUGUGGUUAGCCAUGACUGAUUGCCUGCUUCUUCCCAUCUUUUCUAGAUUCCAAAGGAAAGAUUGAACUGUUCAGUUUCCUAUGAUUCCAGAUGACCAAGAUACCAAAGACAUAUUUUGAGUCAUAUUUCAAAUUAUCGAUCCCUUUCUUAAUUUUCGUAGGAAUGCAGUACUGCCUUCUACCAGUUCAGUGCGCCAGGGACUAGAGGACCCCCACUUUUAGAGCUCUGCUGUCCCCUGCAUGCUUUUCUGAACCCAUGGCUUCUCUGAAUCUUGUCAUUGUCCUCACACGUGAGAAUCACUUUUUUUGGUCCGUUUGUUUCCUAAUUGUGCUUGCCUACACUGUUUCUCAUAUUUGACUUGAGGUAUUUGCCACUCCUUUCUCCCCUCAAUAUCUUUGCUGAGAACCGUGGAAGCAGACAAUGGCAUGGUUGGAAAGGAUGUUAGAGUUCAUCAUUUCACUAAGUGACUUCUGUAAGAUCACCCGUCUGUACAGUCUGUUCUCUUGCCCUCCAGUUGCUCUUUUUUUUUUUUCCUUUUAAGUUUAUUUAUUUAUUUUGAGAGGGAGAGAGAACGCAAGUUGGGGAGGGGCAGAGAGAGAGGGAGAGAGCAUCCCAAGCAGUCUCUGCUCGGCGUGGAGCCCAACACAUGGCUCGAUCCCACGACUGCAAGAUCACGACCUGAACCGAUAUCAAGAGUCAGAUGCCUAAUCGACUGAGCCACUCAGCAAAUGAGGCUAGGAUGGAGUGUCCAGAUUUGCCUGCAAAGCAGGAAGUUUCUAAAGGACUGGGGUCAUCUGAUGGGACAUCAGGAGGCCUCUGUGGGGUGGUUUCUGGGGAACCAGAGGCAGGAACUGCCUGUGAAGGUGCUUUAGAGAAGCUGGAAGGGCAACCCUCAGAUGAGGAAGGGAGCAGACUGGAAAGUGACUUCUUCAAACUAACACACAAGGAUAAAGGUGAAUCCACAAAAGAUGGAUGUGAUGAAUAUAAGGAUCCAAAUCUGUCCUGUAGUGCUACAGAACAUCAGAGAGUUCUCAAGGGACAGAAAUUUUACCAGUGUGAUGAAUGUGGUAAAGCUUUCAAUCGGAAUUCGCACUUCAUUGGGCACCAGAGAAUCCAUACUGGAGAGAAACCCUAUGAGUGUAAUGAGUGUGGGAAGACUUUCAGGCAGACCUCUCAGCUCAUAGUUCAUCUCAGAACCCAUACAGGGGAAAAACCCUAUGAGUGCAGUGAGUGUGGAAAGACUUACCGACACAGCUCCCAUCUUAUUCAACACCAGAGACUCCAUAAUGGCGAGAAACCAUAUAAAUGCAAUGAAUGUGCUAAAGCCUUCACUCAGAGUUCCCAACUAAUUGACCACCAGAGAACCCAUACUGGAGAGAAACCUUAUGAAUGCAAUGAGUGUGGUGAGGCCUUUAUUCGGAGUAAAAGUCUCGUUCGACAUCAGGUACUUCAUACUGGUAAGAAACCUUACAAGUGUAGUGAAUGUGGGAAAGCUUUCUGUUCUAAUAGAAAUCUUACUGAUCAUCAGAGAAUCCAUACUGGCGAAAAGCCUUAUGAGUGUAAUGAAUGUGGCAAGGCCUUCAGUCGGAGUAAAUGUCUUAUUCGACAUCAGAGUCUCCACACUGGGGAAAAACCAUACAAAUGUAGUGAAUGUGGGAAAGCCUUUAAUCAGAACUCUCAACUUGUUGAUCAUGAGCGAAUUCAUACUGGAGAAAAACCUUUUGAAUGUAAUGAAUGUGGCAAGGCGUUCAGUCUCAGUAAAUGUCUUAUUCGACAUCAGAGACUCCACACAGGUGAAAAGCCCUAUAAAUGCAACGAGUGUGGAAAAUCCUUCAAUCAGAACUCACACCUCAUUAUACACCAAAGAAUUCACACUGGUGAGAAGCCUUAUGAAUGUAAUGAGUGUGGGAAGGUCUUUAGUUAUAGCUCCAGUCUCAUGGUACAUCAAAGAACCCAUACUGGGGAGAAACCCUAUAAAUGUAGUGAUUGUGGGAAAGCCUUCAGUGACAGCUCACAGCUCAUUGUACAUCAGAGAGUUCACACUGGAGAGAAGCCCUACGAGUGUAUUGAGUGUGGGAAAGCUUUCAGUCAGCGUUCCACUUUCAAUCACCACCAGCGAACUCACAUCGGAGACAAACAUUCAGGUCUGGCUCGCUCAGUUUCUUAAGGCAUGAUUUUCCAAGGAACUUUGAAUUAAGCUUUUAUUUAUAAGAAGGAUGCUCAUCCUGAUCUCUGAAAACUGCUCCUCAAAAUGUGCCAUUCUCUGCAUACUUUCUGGUGGGUCAUGAAGGUAGAAAAGUGCGAGUCACCGUGUAAUCCUUUCUCAGUCUUGGUAAAGUAAGGACUACACAUUUCAUGUACUUAUAAGUUCAUUUAUUCGUUUGUCCAUUCUUUCAUUGGAUUUGUUGAGAAAUCCAGUUUCUUAGUUAUGUAUCCCAUAAUCAGAUUGUGUGCUUCUCAAGGACAGAGCUUCUAUGUUUCUUAGUGUGCUACAUCUCCUCCAUUUUACCAUCUGCAUAAGUCACUUUCCAAGUCAGAUUCAUCUUUUCCUUUACUCUUGGCAAAGGUUCUCCCUAUAUAGAUUUUAAUUUUUUUAAUGUUUAUUUAUUUUUGAAGGAGAAAGACAGGGCAUGAGCAGGAAAGGGAGAGGGGCAGAGAGAAAGGGAGACACAGAAUCUGAAGCAGGCUCCAGGCUCCGAGCUGUCAGCACAGAGCCUGACGACGCAGGGCUCAAAUUCACGAGCUGUGAGAUCAUGACCUGAACCGAAGUCGGGUGUUUAAGCAACUGAGCCACCCACGUGCCCCAUCCCUAUAGAUUUUAAGCUUCCACAAUAAUCCAGACCUUCAUCACCUGUGUUCCCUAUCUAUAAAAACUUUUCUUCCUGUUUGCUAAUGUAUGUCCCUUAGAUCCUUUCAGAUCCCUCUAAUCACUAAAAGGCUUUCUUGAAAUCCUCCGUCAUCCUUCUUAAACAUCUAUUUUUUUGACCUUACUGCUUCCAAUUAGCUGGUGCUACAGCUGGUACAACUGUUGUUAAACUACCUUGUCAAUUAUUCUCAGUGUGUAUGUGUAUACUUUCAUAUCAACUUAUUGUAGGCCCUUUGAGGCUAGAUAUGAUAUGUAUUUCUUUUAGCAUAUAGAUAAUUUUCAUGUAGUAGUUGUUUAAUAAAUAAUUUUUAAAAACUCUGUUCUCUAGGUGGACCAUCCUUAAAUUGGGCCUGAUAUCCCUGUUCUCACCCCAACUAGAAGUAGAAGCUUCUAAAGAUGGAAGCAGCAUCUCAUUGUGGAAUAUCACAAAUGGGGGCCUUAUUGAGAACUUCCCCAUGUAUUCUGGACAUCUCACCACCAUUAUUUCCUUGUUGGUUUCUGGUACUUUAUUGUGUUUAGGAAGUUUCCUUCUAUUCCUGUUUUAGAAGAAGCAAGAUAGUACAGUAGUAUCCUACUCAAAUCCUAGUAUCCUAACUCAAAUCCUGGCUUACCACUCAUCUAGGGUAUGUGGCCCUGGCCAAGUCACUUAGCUUCCUUGUGUGUCAGUCCUUCCAUCUGUAAAUUAAAGCUAUGGUUGUGAGGAUAAAAUUAGUUCAUUAGUAAGUAUAAGGCAUUUAGAACAGUGCUUGGCACAUAGUACCCACUAUAGCAAUGAUUACACUUAGAGUUGCUAAAUUCUAUCAAGUUUUUUAAAAAUGUGUUGGUGUAUGUCAUCUAUUCUUUUUGUAAUUCAUAUUUUUUUGACAACCUUCCAAAUAAUUGAAGUUUCCUGGAAGUCCUGGAAUAAAAUCCAUUUGUUUGUGAUGAUUUUUUUUUUUUUUAAUGUAGAGAACUAGAUUUAAUUUACUAAGGUUUGGCUGGCUUUCCAAAAUGUAUAUGGAAAGUUUAUUUCUCUUUUGUUUUCUGAAAUAGUUUGCAUAAUGUGGGAAUUAUUCAUUGAAGGCUAAAAAUAGUGGCCAGAUCCUUUUUUGAGGAGGAGGUAAUUGGGAGGGACAUAUCUUUAGCAACAUUUUGAUUCUUCAGUGGUUGUACUCUUUAGAUUUCUCCCUCUGUAAAUUUUGGUAAUAUAUAUCCAGAAAUCAUUUUUACUGGACUGUUAAGUAGUGGCAUAAAGGACCCCCACUUUAUUUUUAAAAAUUAGUGUGAAUUUAUACCCAGGAGAUAGUUUAAGUGGUCAGAUAUGACAGUAAAGGUGCUAGGAGCUGGACACUUAAUCGUCUUACCUCAUAUGCACAUUAUCCUCUUACCUCUUAUGCACAGAAAGAAAAUAUUCCACACCUAUACUCUACAUCCCCAACCCUAAUUGUUCCGCUUUUAAAUCUAGCAGGAAAGGUCAAGAGACUAUGGGUACUAAAAAGUUACUGAGUUAGACAAUACUCAGUACCCAUUUCUGUACUAAAUGGGAAACAUUUCUGUCAAGGCAUUGACCUGCUAUGAAGGAUACUUUCAUGAAAACUUUCACUUCAUGAAAACCUCUAGUUGUUAGGGACAAAUUGUGAGUAUUCACAAGGUAGCUUUUGCUUAAUGGAAAAUAUCAUCCUCUGAUUCUAACGUUAGGACAUUUUCUAGCCUGAUGGGGCCUCAUGGAAGCACUUGUUCCAGCUGUAUAAAGAGAAGGUGUCAUGUCAGCUGGCUCCAGGUAACUAAUGGUACAACUAUUUCAUCUAGAAUAGGACAAUGUAGAUAUUCCUCACUGAACCACAAUAGUCUUCCCACUAAUGUAUGCACAGGGCUACGUAAGAUGAGGUACAGACCCCCUGUUAAGGCAUGUGAAUGCUUUACAUGAAACCACAGUAGGAAAGAACUGUGUGAUGACCCACCCCUUUUCUGACCUGUGGGUCUUCCUCAAGUGUUGCUUGGUUAGGAAUUGUUGGCUCAUUAAAAACAAUGAUAAUCUGAUAAUCUAACAGGCUUUUCCCCCAGAUCCCUUCCAGUUGCAUUGUCUUCUAUAUGGAUGAUACAUUUACAGAUACUCAGUUUCCCAACUGAAUGCCAACUUGGUGCCAUAUGGAUUGUGGAUGGAGAUGAACAGAGUCAAUAGUUAUCCAAUAUUUGGCUAUGGUGAGAUUAUUAGACAAAGUAAUCACAGGACAAUAUAUAUUCCCCUUAGACUGAAGAGGGAGUGGUAACCAUAGCUGCAUGCUCAGGGCCAUGGGGCACAAAUGUACAUGGUCAGCCUUUAGAUUGUAUACAUUAAUUAUAUACUUUGAGUCCCAUUUUGGAAAAAAUUGAAAAAUGUUGUAUCCCCUUACUGAGACUCUAUGUUGCUGUCUAUGUCUGUGACUGUCUAUGUUGCUUCCCAAGGGUGGAGGGGCCAAAACAAAUGCAAUUACAUCAUAACUGUAGCAGCCCUGGCAAGUCAUAGAGCAUGUCCUGAUGUCAAGAAGACACCACCAGUGAAACUCUCCAGUCAGCAUUCAGGCUGCUUUGGCAGUGAGCAAAAAUUGGUGACACUCAAGCUUUUCCUUGGGAACCACCACACUGGUGCCCUUAGGAUUUGGGAUGUAUGCGGUCUAUUACAGGGGCCAUUUAUGGAAAAGGUGGUCAUGGCAGCUGCCAUGGUGCUAAAUAUUAAACCACUAACAACUGUAUUCUCUGAGCUGUAUGUUUAUUAUGGACAUCUAUCCUAGUGAGCACUGGAGCAAUGAUAGUUGUGGUUUUUCUUUAAGAGACCUUAGAGAGCCACGUGGGAAAAACUAGACAAUUCACCUCGUCUCCGGGGUUCCCUAAGUUUUCUUCUGAGAGUGAACAUGUGGGAUACUUGAACAGUAGGAUCAGGAACAGCUGGGCAAUUCCCAACCGUCUGCCGGAAUAAGAGAAGUUGCACAUCUGGCCAGGGGCCUCUGAUUUGUCCAGAGCAAUAUGCUAAAGUCAAAGUUAAUGAACAGCUUGUAUUGGGGCAGAGGUAAAGGUGUGCCCCUACCUGCCCUGUCCCAAACAAGAAUCUUUAUGCACUCAUCUAUCAAUAGCACGUUUAUUUAUUCAUCUAUCAAUGGACACAGAUUGCUUCCAUAUCUUGGCUAUUGUAUAUAAUGCUACAAUAAAUAUAGGGGUGCAUAUAUCACUCGAAGUGAAGUAUCUUGAUCCUUUCUAACAGCCUGAGAGACCUAUAUUCAAAUAGGCUGAAUUUCCAAAGGGAAGCAUUGCAUUAUCACUAUUUUGACCAAUAAAGUAAGACCUGAAAAACUGGAUAUUGACUUCAUUUACCCAAAUAUGAGUUGGAAUUUCUUUAGCUGGCAAAUGUCAUGAUAAAGAUGGAAAUGCUGAAUAUUUAGGCAAUUGUAACCCUCAAAAUACCCUGAUUCUGAACAGUGAUGUCAUUUUGGACCGAGUGGAUAGAUUUUUGUCGGAAAAAAAGAAUACGCUUAUAGAUAAAGGCAACAAAUUGAAUGAGGGGCACUGAAAUUUGUAUUUCUUUUAAGUUUAUUUAUCUUAGCACACACUAGCAGGGGAGGAUCAGAGAGAGAGAGAGAAUCCCAACCAGGCUCCACACUGACAGUACAGAGCCCAAGGUGAGGCUUGAUCCCAUGAACUGUGAGAUCAUGACCUGAGCUGAAAUCAAGAGUCAGAUGCUUGGGGUGCCUGGGUGGCUCAGUUGGUUAAGCGUCCAACUUUGGCUCAGAUCAUGAUCUCGUGGUUCAUGAGUUCAAGCCCUGCAUCAGGCUGCCUGCUGUCAGCACAGAGCCCACUUCAGAUCCCCUGUCCCCCUAUGUCUGCUCCUCCCCACUUCUCAAAAAUAAACAUAAAAAAAAAAAAAAGAUGCUUAACUGAUGGAGCCACCCAGGCACCCCUGGAACUUGUAUUUUUAACAUGGGUCCAACUGAUUCUUAUGCUUUCUAAAAUUUGAGAACAACUGGGCUAGAAUAUUAAGGAGAGUAAUCAUUACCUCCUGGGACCAAAUGUAGAGUUACCAUGUUGAAUCAGAAUUAAUGACCCCUCCCUCAAAUAAAAGAAUACAUGAAAAGUUAGACUUAAUUGGUCAUAACUGUCUUAAUGUACAUGAAUAUUUUUCUUAAGUGUUUCUUGAUAUUGUGACAAUAGUGUCAUGGACCUGAGUUUUACGUCCAGGAUCAACUAGGGGGCAUGAACUUGUGUAAGUCUUAUCAUUUCUCUGAAUCUCUGUUUCUCAGUCUCCUUCUUGAAAUAUGGCAGGGUUGCUGUUUCACCUACAUGAGCUAAUGGAUAAGAGAGCUCCUGGUACACUCUUAUUCCAACUGCCUGUUUGACAUUUUCACUUGGAUGUCUAGUUGACAUCUUUCACUUAACACAUCCAAAAUAAAACUAUUGAUCCCUUUCCCUAAAA